Messenger RNA from Corapipo altera (White-ruffed manakin), 1608 nucleotides. It is a transcript of the gene KCTD6, whose product is annotated as potassium channel tetramerization domain containing 6. Bases 182 to 895 code for a protein of 237 amino acids. Gene Ontology annotation, biological process: protein homooligomerization. The transcript has 3 exons. The record is from RefSeq and is a predicted model, not a curated record. Gene Ontology annotation, molecular function: protein binding. NCBI's taxonomy places the organism in Eukaryota, Metazoa, Chordata, Aves, Passeriformes, Pipridae.
CCGUCCCCGCCCGCGCCGGCGGCUCCGCUCCGGGCUCGGGCACAGUCCCCGUCGCUGCUGCUGCCGCCGGGCUCCGCCUCAGCGCCGGGAGCUGCGCCCAGAGAUAAGAGGAGGUGAAUCGCGUAUCCUUUCAGCAGCCUUCUGUUAAACUUGGAAUACCACAGUUCAAGCAAUUGAACAGAUGGAUAAUGGAGACUGGGGAUAUAUGAUGACUGAUCCAGUCACGCUAAAUGUGGGUGGACACAUGUAUACGACCUCCCUCACAACUCUAACGAGAUAUCCUGACUCAAUGCUCGGGGCCAUGUUCAGGGGAGACUUCCCCACUGCCAGGGACUCUCAGGGCAAUUACUUUAUUGACAGAGAUGGACCACUUUUCCGUUAUGUUCUUAACUUUUUAAGGACCUCAGAGCUCACUUUGCCACUGGACUUCAAGGAGUUCGAUCUCCUCCGGAAGGAAGCGGACUUCUAUCAGAUUGAGCCGCUAAUUCAGUGUCUUAAUGACCCCAAGCCACUGUAUCCUGUGGAUACCUUUGAGGAGGUGGUGGAGCUGUCCAGCACCCGGAAGCUUUCCAAGUACUCCAACCCAGUGGCCGUCAUCAUCACACAGCUCACGAUCACGACGAAAGUCCACGCGCUACUGGAAGGCAUUUCAAACCACUUCACAAAGUGGAACAAGCACAUGAUGGACACCAGGGACUGCCAGGUUUCCUUCACUUUUGGGCCAUGCGACUACCACCAGGAAGUGUCGCUCCGAGUCCAUCUGAUGGAGUACAUCACAAAGCAAGGCUUCACGAUCAGGAACACCAGAGUUCAUCACAUGAGCGAGCGUGCCAAUGAAAACACAGUGGAGCAUAACUGGACUUUCUGUAGACUGGCACGGAAAACAGAUGACUGAUUCUGACUCCACAGGAGCCACUUCAGUGAUUAGCAACUUAAUUGGACAGCAAACCCAAGAGAGUCUGGAUUUUGACUAAAGCAACAAUGUGGGCUUUUUUUAUACAACUAUUUAUUGUUUAUCAGUAAGGACUGGAGGAGUUUCGUUCUCUAGCAGCUCUGUUCUUUUGUCCUGAUCAGAAAAAAACCGUGCAUGUGCCUGUUCAGUCAAGACACCUUUUUGUUUGAAAGAGGGAGUCCGAAGAAUUAGUACAAUAGGGUAUUUUGUGUCAUUAACACAAUUCUCUGACUCGACUCAAAGUGCUAAAAUUACCUCUGUCUAAAUGGUUUCUAAUCCAUCUAAUGCUAUGACACUGGGAGCAAGAAACAAAAAGAAUUUAAAAUGCAGUUGGGGAGAAGCUGCUAUUGUGUAGACUAAUUUAGUUUCUAAAUCAAUAAACAGUAUUGUAAUAUUCUAGGAAAACAAAUCCCACCCUUUAAAAGUACUUGAUAAGUACAGUUUCUUACAGUUAUGACAACUGUUUCUUUCUAUGCAUAUAAAUCAAGCAACCAAAUAUUAUCUGUAGCCAUGGAAAUAUGAUUAGAAAUAUUUAUAUUGGAUUCUAAAUGCAAAAUGUCCCUGUGGUAGAAUUCAUAUUUUUAAUGCCUGGUGCAAUAUUAUUCCCAAGUGUAAUGCCUGCCAGCAAGAAGCUAAUAAAAAUGUGAAAUACAGAA